AUCUCUUCACCAAUCCCACUCCACUUAACCAACAAAAAAGAAAACCAUGGCCUCCAAAGCCAACUCAGCCAUGGCUCUAUUCCUCGUCUUCAACCUUCUCUUCUUCACCAUGGCCACCGCCACCAAAAAGGCCUGCCCACCUCCGCCACCACCACCAACCAAGUGCCCGCCACCGCCGCCGCCAACCAAGGCAUGCCCGCCACCGCCGCAUCCCAAGCCGACUCCCACUCCCAGCCCUUCUCCCAAGAAAUGCCCGAUUGAUGCACUCAAAUUGGGCGUUUGUGCUGAUGUCCUCGGCUCGUUGCUGAACAUCACCCUUGGGAACCCGCCGGUGAAGCCGUGCUGCAGUUUGAUAGGCGGGCUUGUUGAUCUUGAAGCGGCUCUCUGCCUUUGCACCGCCAUUAAGGCCAACAUUCUUGGGAUCAACCUCAACGUUCCGGUCUCUUUGAGCUUGCUUCUCAAUGUUUGUAACAAGAAGGUCCCGUCUGGCUUCCAGUGCCCUUGAUGGAACAAUUUGCGAACACAGUACUGUUUGUAGCCAUAUGGAAGAAUAUUCCACUUAAGUUCUUGUACUUUGAAUAUUUUGUUUUUGUGGGUUUUUGUUAUUUGGUCUCACGUCAUAGAUAACAAAUGCUUUGUUGUCUAUAGCUCAUAUAUAUAUGAUCGAUUUUGUGUACUAUGAAUAACUUUGUUUUGAAGGAAAGGUUGGAUUAUUUUUCUUCUUUUUUUGUGAAACUUCAAAUUUGGGAACUGCAUCGAAUCAAAAAGAAGUAAAAGCAAAACAAAUGCAAAGAGAGUUAAUCUGCAAGCUAAAGAUCACGUACACCAGGGAAUAAGAAAAUUGAUGGAGCAAAGUAAAAUGGGACGUUUGAU
Linum trigynum is the source of this 873-nucleotide messenger RNA. Lineage: Eukaryota; Viridiplantae; Streptophyta; Magnoliopsida; Malpighiales; Linaceae. The record is from the annotation of a GenBank genome assembly.